Molecule: messenger RNA, 2525 nt
Organism: Astrephomene gubernaculifera
Lineage: Eukaryota; Viridiplantae; Chlorophyta; Chlorophyceae; Chlamydomonadales; Astrephomenaceae
Source: the annotation of a GenBank genome assembly
ACUGGCAUAUGGCCCACAUGCCUGACCUUAUUUGCUUCUAGCUGGUUAGGUAUAGAGAUACACGUGUAGUCUAUUGGAGUUCGGUGCCAUGCCGUGAGCAUCCAUGGUCGUUUACUCUAGAAACAUUGCUUCUGCUGAGCUCAUGACUAGCGCUGUAAACUGGAGCGCCACGCCGUCUUCUACGGGCAAUGGAAGCAUCCAUAGGGCGGAAGACGCGGCGACACCAGAACAGGACGGUUGCUAUCGGGCAAAAAGAUAUGCCUUAAAGUUUGAUCCACCUUGCAUUUUCCUGGAGUAUGAGGACAUCAGCAAGAAGCGAAGGGUUCGUGCGGUAAAGCUUACGACGGUGCAAGCUAGCACGGACGUCGACCGGCUAACGCGGAAGGUAAUACGCAGUUUUCCUCGCAAGCUCGAUUCAGCUUCCGUGAAAUAUGACCAGGUUCGCAAACUGGUUGUCAAGCUGCUUGACUACCUCGCCGCAAACGAAGCAGCAGCAGCAGCCGGCAGCCACCUCAAUGGCGGCGGUCUGGGGGGCCUCUCCUCCCCCUCGACCAGCUCGGGGUCAGGCACGGCUAGCGGCGUCAUGAGCGCAUACGGCCAGGCGCCUCCGCUGCUUCCCACCUCCUCUCCCAGGACGGACACGCGCGGACGACUUUCGCCGUACUUUCCCAAUGGCAGCGGCGGUGGCGGCGGCGGGGCGUUCGCUAACGGUAACAACUAUCGGGCGAGUGUGGAAUCCACGAUGAGUCGUUUCUCCACAAGUACUGGGGGCAGCAGUGGAGAGGAUGAGGAGCGGGCAGCAGCGGGCGGAGCAGGCGGAGGCGAGGAGGGGCCGGAUGAGCUGCUGUCGGCUCUAGAUGACUUGUCUCGGGAGCUCGGACCAGGAGGAAUCGUUGUGUCUGCCUCCACACGGGUAUCCUCCGAAGUGGGUUCCUCCCACGAUUCGCCCUUCUCAUCUCGGGACCGACCCGUCGGGUCACUUAGCGGGCGGGUAGGGCCCGGCAGCAGCAACAGCAGCAGCGUAGAGGGCCCUGUGCUGGGUUGCGGCGGCGGCGCCAAGAGUCGAUUCGCGGUGGAGGCAGAGGCUGCGGAGAAGUUGGUGAUCGGGCUUGAGCUGUCUGGGGACCUGGAUUUGAACAAGGUGACCGAGGUGGAGCUCAAGAUGGCGAAGGCCGCCAUGGAGCAGGACUUCCGCAAGAACCAGCUGCGCCCCGGGGACCCGGGCUACGAGUACGACAAGCAGGAGGACUUCGGGCCGCCCGUGGAGCCCAACGACUGGGACGACAGCGACGAUGAGGAGGAGGGCGGAGCGGAGGCCUCGGAGGAGCCCGAGGUGGACUGGGCUGAGAUCCACGAGUCGGUGCGUAAACCCAGCAUCACCACACAGCAACCGCAACAGCGGCAGCAGCAGCAGAUCAAGGGAGGAGACUCGUCGACUGGGGACUUGUCGACGAGCGGCGCUGGCGGCAACGGCGGCAACAGCAGCCAGAGCCCGUACAACAGCAACGACUGGCCGUGAUGGCGAGGCAGCAGCAGCAGAUAGAUGUAAGCCAUGGAAGCAACGUAAGCUAGGCAUUGACGGGCUCAAGGGGGACUUCACUUAGCAACACUAAAAUCAUUAUAACAGAGGAUUUUAUAGCUGUGUGUUCUUUUAGGCUGUGCAGCGCAGGACGCGUUGCGCUGUGUUUCUUCUAUGUCGUACUUUUAGUCGUACGGUGUACUGGGAGUUAAGUCUUACGUGCUACCGGUAGCUUCAAUAGGAAACAUUAGAAAGCUUGUCGUCGAUGCCGGCUGCUGUUGCGGCUGCCUGUUUUGGGUGCGGUCAUGCGGGGCGGCGUUUUGUCCUUACAUACGUAGGGAAACACCUUAGAAACACACCUCUGGGCUUGUAACUGAGGUGGGCGUGCGUGCGUGAGUUACGGAGGAGGGCAGGUCUCUCCUUAGGCGGGGUGGCUGAUUGUGCGUGUGCGCGAUGAAUCGAACUGCGCGCAGGAGUAUACGGAACGUGAUGAAACACACACACACUGUUCGUACACACUUCACUUGUUAUGUGUGAAAAGAGCCCUCCAGCAUCCGAUGCUUCCGAGCUGCAUGAGUGCCGUGAGGCGUGUGCUGUCGGACAUGUACGGGGUACGGAAGACGCCUUUAUAUUUCAUGCGGUGUGUCUGUACGUUACGUGGCGUCUGCGGGAGACGGGUUUGCUUGUGUCUUUGGAUUUGCGUUCUUUAGCCUGUUGUUUGGGGGCUUUCGUACCUGUGUCGCAUGGACUGAUGCACCUUCGGUGGAGCAGGAGGAAGGGCUUCUCCAAAUGAAUUUUCCUCUCAAUGAAGUAGUAGUUUGACCUCUAGUUCCCUAACAAUAUAAGAAGCAUUCAUUUCAUUUAUGUUUGGACUGAACUGCUACUGUCGUGCAUGGUGGCGUUCCUCCGCUCCCUUUUACUCGACGCCACUGCGACGAGAGGUCUACAUGCGUCAUUCAUGGCCGUGACCGUGUGUAAUGAAGCAUGUGAACGGAGCAAAACGGCG